AAAGACAAAAUGAGAGAGGGGAGCAGACAAACACAAGCAGGCCCUAAUUAAAUCCAUACAGCAGAAAGGGGAUCUGUCCAUUGAACAAAAAGAGGAGGUGGGUGCCCGGGCUGUACGCGGACCCUCCUCUUUCUGUAGGGAACUCCCUGCAGUUACUUUUAGGAGGGGCUUUUUGCUCAAUUGGAAUAGUUCUCAGCUUGUGAAAGUCCGCUUAGCAUCCCACUAGAUCCCCAGCCAUUUCUCCCACACGCACCCAAAGUAUCCCCAAGUCAUGCAGCACCCCCAGGCCUCCCGUGUCCCGCUAGUGGCUCUCCCUGUGCUGUGCGCCCUGCUCACCUUCAGCUCGGUCCGUGGAUUUAACUUGGCUGUGGAGCAGCCGGCAGUAUACACUGGAGCAGAAGGCAGCUUCUUUGGUUUCUCUGUGGAUUUCUACCUCCCAGAUGCGCAGAGCAUCAGUAUCCUGGUCGGGGCCCCCAAGGCAAAUACCAGCCAGCCAGGAGUGUACGAAGGGGGAGCUGUGUUUUAUUGCCCCUGGCAGAGAAAUGGCAUCAACUGCACAGAAAUCAGCUUUGACUCUCAAGGUGACCGGCAGCGAGAACUUCAUGAUUCUCCCCAACCUGAACACAUGGAAUCCAAGUCCGAGCAAUGGUUUGGUGCCACGGUCCGGUCGCAUGGGAAAACAAUACUGGCCUGUGCCCCACGAUACAGCUGGAGAACCAAAAAAGAUGAAAAGCACAGUGACCCUGUGGGCACCUGUUAUUUGUCUGUCAACAACUUCACCACAUUCGUAGAGUAUUCACCCUGCCGCACAGAUUUCAGCGAUGCCGCUGGCCAAGGGUACUGCCAAGGAGGCUUCAGUGCGGAGUUUACAAAGAGUGGAAGAGUUUUAUUGGGUGGACCAGGCAGCUACUUCUGGCAAGGUCAGGUGAUCACAGCAACACAAGAUGAGAUCCAAGAGGCUUAUUAUCCAGAAUAUUUUGUGCUGGAGUACAAGAAACAAAUGCAGACACGCCAGGCUGCUUCAUCAUAUGAUGACAGUUACUUUGGCUAUUCAGUUGCAGUUGGUGAAUUCAGUGGAGAUGAUACUGAAGAUUUCGUUGUGGGUGUUCCCAAAGGAAACAUGACUUAUGGCUAUGUAACUAUACUGAAUGGGACAGACUUGAGAUCCUUGUAUAACUUUUCAGGUGAACAGAUGGCCUCAUAUUUUGGUUAUUCUGUGUCGGCUACUGACCUCAAUGGCGAUGGACUAGAUGACCUGUUAAUUGGAGCACCGCUCCUUAUGGAUAGGACCCAUGAUGGCAGGGUGCAGGAAGUUGGACGCGUUUAUAUUUACCUGCAAGGAGACCGUAUGGAAGGCACACCCAAUCUGAUCCUUACUGGCACAGAAGAAUAUGGCCGCUUUGGUAGUUCAAUUGCAUCCCUAGGAGACUUGGAUCAGGAUGGGUUUAAUGAUGUUGCAAUAGGUGCUCCUUUUGGAGGAGAGGCCCAAAGGGGAGCAGUUUUCAUUUUUAAUGGACAGCCAGGGGGUGUUGAUUCCAAGCCAUCACAGGUGCUGCAAGGGCAGUGGGGCUCCUCUCAACAGCCUUCAUUCUUUGGUUUGUCCACCAGGGGAGGGCAAGAUCUUGAUGGAAACGGCUAUCCAGAUCUCAUUGUGGGUGCAUUUGGUGUGGAUAAGACACUGGUUUACAGGGGACGUCCAAUUAUUCACGCCAGUGCUUCCCUCUCUAUCUCCCCUAAUAUGUUUAACCCAGAGGAGAAGACCUGUACACUUGAAGGAAAUACCAGUGCAGUAUCCUGCAUAAACCUUAGUUUCUGCUUGAAUGCUUCAGGAAAGCACGUGCCUAACUCUAUUGGGAUUAAAGUUGAGCUACAGCUGGACCAAACCAAGCAGAAGGGAGCGGUGAAGCGAGCGCUGUUCCUGAAAUCCCGCCAGCCCCAGCUGACCCAGACUAUUCAUUUACUAAAUGGAGGCCAAGAGGAAUGUCGUGCCAUGAAGAUCUACCUCAGGGAGGAGUCAGAGUUUCGGGACAAGCUCUCUCCAAUUUACGUCGGCCUGAAUUUCUCUCUGGAUCCACUGGCACCAGCUGAUGCCCACGGUCUCAUGCCCAUCUUCAAUUACAAGACCAAGAAUUAUAUUGAGCAGAAGGCUCAGAUCCAGCUGGACUGUGGCGAAGAUAACAUCUGUGUGCCAGAUCUGAAGCUCAAUGUCUCAGGUGACCGGAAAUCUGUAUAUCUUGGGGACGAGAACUUCUUGACAUUGUUCUUUAAUGCCCAGAACUUGGGGGGAGGAGCCUACGAGGCGGAACUUUAUGUCACAUUGCCCCCAGAGGCAGAGUACAGUGGCAUAGUGAGGAACAACGAGAAUCUCUUGAUUUUACCUUGUGCUUACGAGUUGGAGAAUCAGACCCGCCUGGUGAUCUGUGACCUUGGAAACCCAAUGAAGGCCGGGGCCAGUCUUGCAGGGGGUCUAAGGUUCACAGUGCCACAUCUACGUGAUUCAAGCCAUAAUGUGCAGUUUGACUUCCAGAUCCGCAGCAAAAAUCAAAAUAACUCCCAAAGUGAGACGGUGCACUUGGCAUUAAAUGUUGAAGCCCACAGUGUAGUAUCAUUUUUUGGCGCCUCAAAGCCAGACAGUGUUAACUUCCCUGUUGCAAACUGGAAACCUGGCAGGAAUCCCAUGACGGGGCAGGAGGCAGGUCCGGAGGUCAAACAUGUGUAUGAGCUGGUCAACUUUGGGCCAAGUUCCAUCAGUCACGGAAUCCUAGAGCUGAGAUGUCCAAUGAGAGUCAACAAGGAAUAUGCUAUGUAUGUGAUGUCUUAUGCUGUGCAAGGUUUGACCAACUGCACCUCUAAUCACCCAGAUAAUGCUCUACAUCUACAGCAUUCACCCACAGACCACCCACCUACUCCAAAUCCCAAACCUGUCCAUCAUGUGGAAAGGCGAGACACUGCCCGGAUCAUCUCAGGAGCAUCUAAUGUUCUGAAAUGCAAUGAACCCCAUGUGGACUGCUUCCAUCUACACUGUAAUGUUGGGCCACUGGAGAAACAAAAGCGAGCCAUCCUAAGGGUAAAUUUCCUCAUCUGGGCCAACACCUUCAUGCAGAAAGAAAACCAGGGAUUUAAUCUUCAGUGUGAAGCACUCUACCAUAUACAGAGGCUGCCAUACAAAAUUCUUCCUCACGUGUAUCCUAAAGGGACACAUCAGGUUGACACUGCAGUUCAUUGGACAAAGCCUGAAAGUAGCUAUGGAGUCCCACUGUGGAUCAUUAUCCUGGCAAUUCUAAUCGGGCUUCUCCUGCUUGCGUUACUUAUAUAUGUCCUGUAUAAGCUUGGCUUCUUUAAACGUUCUUUGCCAUAUGGAACUGCCAUGGAAAAAGCCGAACUGAAGCCCCAGGCUGCAUCAGAGGCUUAAUCCAUUCCUUCAUCCACAUCCCUUGCACUGCCAAAGAAUCCUCAGAGGGGGAGGUGAAAGAAGAGCCAAGGGCCAGCUUUACAUUGACCCAAUGUUUGGGAGGGAGGGAAACAAGGACACACUGACAUCCCCCAGGAGACCUAUACAGAAUAGAAUAACUGGCUGAUAACUAUGACAAUAUCAUGGCUGAAUCUUUCUGCUUUCCACUGAAGAGGAGUUUAUUAAGGGGAAAACUAGAGGACAAUAUGUAUAUUUAAGAAUUCAGGACAGUUCCUCAGGUCAUAGGGUGGCAGAAAACAUUUCCCAUACCAAAGGAGAAGAAAGCUUUAACAUGGAGUUCUGAUUCCAGUUCCUCGGCUACUCAUUUCCCUCAUGUUUACUGAGGCCGCAAACAGCAAGCUCCGGGUUUUAAUCAUUGCUGAACUGUAAGUCGGGGGCCUGUGCCUGCUCUGGAUUUAAAUGGUCUGCUUAAUGGAAGUGACUUCAAGGCAGUGAAGACCUCAAAACUGGACCUUUUUUCAUUGGUCUGCUCAAAGGGGUUCAAUGCAGUAUUUCUGUAGAAGAAAGAUGUUAAAUUAUUGUGCUUCUGGCACACGGUGUGCGCUGUGUAUAUGCAAUCAUAAGUAUAUAUUAGACUGGAGAUUUCCCAUAGCAGUCAUAUCGGCAUGACUAGGUGGCUACCACGUAUUUGGCCUCUGUCCAGCGCUAAAUCUAAGGUUUGGCUUUCACUCCGUCUAAAGUAACCACUUCUGUAGGAGAAGUAGGAUAUGCCUUCCGACCAUAAUAUACAAACUCCUCUUCUGACCUCCUGGAGAAUUUAGGGGGGUCCUAUAGCUCAUAGGGUUCCAUUGGUCUCCAAUCCCUUAAGUCGCUUGCUUUUAUGGGGGGUGGGGGGCAGGGGAGUGUUUUUUGUUCUGUUUAUAUAGCACUACUUAGUAAGCAAGGCCCACGUUGACUGUCACUUCCCGUAUCCUAGGAAUGUUACUCCUAUGGCACAUGAUACAAGCAGGGUUUAGGGUUCUAAAGGCGUAUGGAUGUAUCAGAGAGACUGUUGCACGGACCCAAAGCCCAUUUCCCCUUUGUUCUGUAUAUACUGAGGAUCCAGAGCUUUCUGUGUGACAGAUCAGAGAAGCGGAUGCCAAAGAUGCCAGCAUCUCUUGCCUUGAUAGGACAAUGGGCUGUUUGGUGCCCACCAAGCACUGACUCUUGAAUGACCACUUCUCCGCUUGGGAACCUCUAAUCCACGAUGGUGCUUUAUGUUGCUUGGUUCCUUUUCAAUGAAGUGCCGCCAUGACACAGGCUUGAGGGCUUUGCUAUCUGGCUGAUAUUUAAAAUGGUUUGCAAGUGCAAUAAAUGUGUUUUUAUCUGUUUUUAAUAAAUAUUUUUUUACAGUGUAUUUCCUAUGAAGAAUGGGGUUGGCUAUUUAGAUUUUUGUAUUGCUAUUUAAACCCUCCAAAGCCAUUUAGGUGUCCGGAUUUGCACAUUAUUUACCAUGGCCAAGUCUGGGUUCAUUCAGUAUGUGGAGGCACAGGAUAGGUUACCACUAUACAUCUGCCAACGAUACGUGCUGAAUAGGAUUGGAAGCUGAAUCCUGGCUCUGUGCAGUGUUCAGUAGUCCAGCGGGGCAGUGCACCCUCUCCAGGGAGUUACGCCUAUUGGAGUGGGUUCUCUAGUGAUGACGGCAAGUUUCUGCCCCAAUGAAAAAGAUUUUAAUCAGCCACCAAUCAUUGGAGGGGGUAAAAACAACCAAAGGCAAAGUAUAUUCUAUGCAAAGCCUAAGGGGUGUAGUAAUAAUGAGCACCCUGCCCGACAGCCAUCACUUGUGCUGUUACAAUCAAUUCCUUUGUGCCCCUUUUAUUUUCAUUCUCCCAUAUUGGGUGAAUUUUACAUUUUCCUUCUGCCCAGAGGGGGGGGGGGGUUGAACUGUAUUAAAUUCUUAACUGCUGGAAGGUUUUCAACACCCAAAAGAUUAAGAAUAGGAAUAUUCUUUUUUUUGUGUGGGGGGAGGACGGGGAGGCAAAGACUGUCUUUCUCAGGGGUAUUAAAGUGUAAUAAAAUGUUUUAAACAAA
Molecule: messenger RNA, 5482 nt
Organism: Xenopus tropicalis (tropical clawed frog)
Lineage: Eukaryota; Metazoa; Chordata; Amphibia; Anura; Pipidae
Gene: itga5
Product: integrin subunit alpha 5
Exons: 30
Coding region: 272-3412 (1046 amino acids)
Biological process (GO): cell adhesion
Cellular component (GO): membrane; integrin complex
Source: RefSeq, a predicted model, not a curated record